Molecule: messenger RNA, 2494 nt
Organism: Acanthochromis polyacanthus (spiny chromis)
Lineage: Eukaryota; Metazoa; Chordata; Actinopteri; Pomacentridae
Gene: pir
Product: pirin
Exons: 10
Coding region: 142-1014 (290 amino acids)
Biological process (GO): monocyte differentiation
Cellular component (GO): nucleus
Molecular function (GO): quercetin 2,3-dioxygenase activity
Source: RefSeq, a predicted model, not a curated record
AAUCUGAGGAGGUGAAGGAGGCUGCAGACCAAAGAAGAAUUCACCAUUCACAUUUAACCUUUACACUGUAGAAACAGUCAGAUUAUUGACUGGACUCGUUCUCUCAUACUUGCAGUGACUAGUGAAGUCUUUACCUGCACGAUGAGCGUGAGGAAAGUGGAGAAGACGGUUCUGAGUGUGGAGCAGGGAGAAGGAGUCGGCGCUCGGGUUCGCAGGAGCAUCGGUCGGAAGGAGCUGAGGAACUUGGAUCCUUUCCUGAUGUUGGAUGAGUUCAGAGUGAGCAAGCCGGCAGGUUUCCCAGACCAUCCUCACAGGGGAUUUGAGACAGUCACGUAUGUUCUCGAGGGAAUCACAGCCCAUGAAGACUUCUGUGGUCAUUCGGGUCGACUGAAACCUGGAGAUCUGCAGUGGAUGACUGCAGGUCGGGGCGUGGUGCAUGCUGAGAUGCCCGUAUCCGAGGAGCCGGUGGUGGGUUUGCAGCUGUGGGUGAACCUGCCAAGGCGAGAAAAGAUGGUGGAACCGGCGUACCAGGAGCUCAAAGGCUCCGAGAUCCCCAAACCCAGCCAGGGAGGAGUUACAGUAGCUGUGAUAUCUGGAGAAGCUCUGGGAGCAAAGUCGAAGGUCUUCACGAGGACGCCGACCUUGUAUCUGGACUUCAGACUGCAGGCUGGAGCCCAGCAUGUGCAGACAGUCCCUAUAGGAUGGACUGCAUUCAUCUAUACACUGUCAGGAUCCAUUCAUGUCGGCCCGGAUGAGGAGCAGCAGCAGGUAGAGCCUCAUCACACUGUGGUGUUUGGAGAUGGAGACUGUGUCAAGGCUGAAAACAAGGGCUCUGAAGUUUCCCGUUUUGUGCUGAUUGCUGGAGAACCAAUCAACGAGCCGGUGGUACAACAAGGUCCAUUUGUAAUGACCACAGAGGAAGAGAUCAGACAGGCUAUUAAGGACUACCAGACCGGCAGAAAUGGCUUCGAAAGGGCCUUAAACUGGAGAUCCAAGAUCAGAGAUUCUGUCUGAAUGCUAUGUGUUACACUCUUUUGCCUGGUGGAACUUUAGGCUGCUAAAGAAACAAAUUUAUAUAGAUUUUAGUUUUGUAGUAAUUACGUAAAAAUGACAAUUUUUUUUAGUGGGCAUUUUUAUUUUGGGUAUGUGUACUGUAUGUAUAUAAAGGACUUUUAGUACUUUUUGCUUCACGUGGGAGUGGAUGACGUGCCCACUUGUUAGCACAUUGCCUUCUCCUGUGUAAAAUAUAGAUUAAUGAGAAAAUGUGCCUGUGUCUGCUUUCCACUUGUUAAAUUUAGGUUUUAUGACAUUUUCUUCUGCUGUUUGAAAUACCAGAGCUGGUACUGAGGUCUGAAACUGUGCGCAAGUUGCUUGGAACAACUUUACUUUGGUCUAGGCUUGGAAACACCUUGGUUUAGUUAUGAGAAAGGUCAGUGUUAUUGUGGUUGCUAUUGUUACGAUAAACAUGAGGUUAAGGUUAUGGAGCAGUUAGGAUUUAAAGAGAAAGUGGCUGUUAGUUCCAACCAAAAAGCUAAUAGCUUUAUGGUGUGAUAGUUCAGUGAUUUGUUGAUCCGUCCACCCACCCCGACCACCUCAGUACGCUCAUAUUGCAGAUAUUCACUUCUUUUGUUUUUGUAAUAGUCUCUCUGGCCACCAGAGGGCGUCGUUACAACCAAAUCAUUGACUGUAUUGUCUUUCUUUUGUUUCAUAAGUUUCAAGAAGUUGCAAUUUAUAAGUCAGUGUCUGACUCCUCAUAACUACAAGCUAAUCUAAAGAUGAGCAAAGACGUAGAGCAUGAAUGGAGCUGAAUUGGACCAUUCAAAUGUCUUUGGGUCUUGGACUGUCUUGUGAUGACCCCCAUCUAUCACCUCUCAAAGCAGCUGCUCCUUUAAUUACGCACAACUUUAAGCCUUAAUACAGUUUCAAACAAGUCCCUUAUAUCAGAAAUUCACCCCCUACAGUGUUCAUGAAUUUAGAAAUUAAAAAUUGGUUUAUUUCUACUGUAAAGUUGGGCAUUUUAAUAUGGGAGUCUGUGGGGAUUACCUCAUUUUUGGAGCCAACCUCAAGUGGCCAUUUGAGGAACUGCAGCCUUUAGCGCUUGUAAAUUGGCUUCAUUUUUCAGUCUGGGUGGUUGCUGCUUGAACGUCAUGUAGCUGUGGGUGGUAUGAGCUGCUUGCAUAAAUGACCUGUGGAGUCAUGUUUUAUGGGAGGAAAGUCUGUCAUUUUGCACUUGAAUUAGGUAAACACUGUGUAAUGACUCUGCACUUCUUGAAUGAAUGGUUGUGGCUUCAUCAUGCUGCCUUUAGAUGGCUGCAGAUUUUUAUGGUCAUUAUGAUCAUAUCUUUACAAAUUCCAGAGUUAUUUAUUAAGGAAACAAUCACUUAUUAAAAGAAAAUGACUGGGUAUCACGAAUAUGUCAACCAAUUAAUGUCCCAAUUCAGUAACAACCACCUUCUAAUUAGCUAAACAAUAAUAAAAUGAGCUGAUUCAGAAA